AUGCACUCGAAAACGCGAUCAAAAUCGGCGCUCAGACCGAAAAAUAUUAAUCGAAAACUUCAUGAGCCGAAGCGGGCGAAGAAUUUGAAAUUGGAUGGUAAAAGCGCGGGAUUUCAAACUAAGAGUUUUGUGGAGCAAACAUUUGGGGGGCCUACUGAGAUUGAUGGGGACAUAUCUUUUAUUGAACAGAGCUCUUCAAGUGAACUUCUGGAUCCUAAUGACAGCUUAGAUAUUCGAGAGACAAUACCCUUGACGCUGGAGAGUUUGAGAGCCUUGCAGAACUCUAUCCAUCAGAAAGAAUUGCAAUGCACCUGUUCUCAUAGCUUUUGUGCAGAACUUCGUCACUCAGGAACAGAUUUGGUCACUGUUCGAACCGUAGUCCUGUUCGAAUUAGAAAUGAUACCCUUUGAAGAGCGGCUAGAAAUGGUAAAUCUGCGUGAGAAAUGUUAUUUGCAGCAAGUGUACAGGCAAAUCUUGCAGGGUUGGAAACUGAAUCCGCGAAUUCAAUCUAUUAUACCGGGCACAGAAGAAUUUCCGCUUGCGCAGCUUAUGAUGGCACCAAAAUGUGACGUGUUAGUUCCAGAGAUCUUAUUGAAUCCUGUGGCAAACCAUCGCAUAUUUCCCAUGGGUGGCCUUGCCACCCGAGGAACAUUCGAAGCGUUUGAAGAAAACAUCAAUGCUAGAAAUAUUUUGAAAGAAGCUUCGUCUUUAACGGGGGAUACUUUAGAGCUGAGCGCCAAUGGGAAACAUAGUCUUACAAGUUCUAAAUGCAUUCUACGUAGUAGGGAUUUCUAA
Lachancea mirantina is the source of this 795-nucleotide messenger RNA. Lineage: Eukaryota; Fungi; Ascomycota; Saccharomycetes; Saccharomycetales; Saccharomycetaceae. The record is from the annotation of a GenBank genome assembly.